AUGAAUUACACCGGCCCGCUUUACAUGAAUUACACCGGCCCGCGUUACAUGAAUUACACCGGCCCGCUUUACAUGAAGGAGACCGGCCCGCUUUACAUGAAGGAGACCGGCCCUCUUUACAUGAAUUACACCGGCCCGCUUUACAGGAAGGACAACGGCCCGCGUUACAUGAAGGACACCGGCCCGCUUAACAUGAAGGACACCGGCCCGCUUUACAUGAAUUACACCGGCCCGCGUUACAUGAAGGACAACGGCCCGUGUUACGUGAAGGACACCGGCCCGCUUAACAUGAAGGACACCGGCCCGCUUUACAUGAAAGACACCGGCUCGCUUUACAUGAAUUUCACCGGCCCGCUUUACAUGAAGGACACCGGCCCGCUUUACAUGAAGGACACCGGCCCGCUUUACAUGCUCAAUCUUUCCGUUGCC
Molecule: messenger RNA, 429 nt
Organism: Mizuhopecten yessoensis (Yesso scallop)
Lineage: Eukaryota; Metazoa; Mollusca; Bivalvia; Pectinida; Pectinidae
Exons: 1
Source: RefSeq, a predicted model, not a curated record